This is a messenger RNA of Gymnodraco acuticeps, 5144 nucleotides long. It is a transcript of the gene ap1s1, whose product is annotated as adaptor related protein complex 1 subunit sigma 1. The record is from RefSeq and is a predicted model, not a curated record. Lineage: Eukaryota; Metazoa; Chordata; Actinopteri; Perciformes; Bathydraconidae. Gene Ontology annotation, molecular function: clathrin-cargo adaptor activity. Gene Ontology annotation, cellular component: AP-1 adaptor complex; intracellular membrane-bounded organelle; membrane coat. The coding region runs from base 1 to 729 and encodes 242 amino acids. Gene Ontology annotation, biological process: intracellular protein transport; vesicle-mediated transport. The transcript has 7 exons.
AUGAUCGUUAGAGACACGUCCCAGUGGAGACACGUCCCAGUGGAGACACGUCCCAGUGGAGACACGUCACAGUGGAGACACGUCCCAGUGGAGACACGUCCCAGUGGAGACACGUCCCAGUGGAGACACGUCACAGUGGAGACACGUCCCAGUGGAGACACGUCCCAGUGGAGACACGUCCAGUGGAGACACGUCCCAGUGGAGACACGUCCCAGUGGAGACACGUCCCAGUGGAGACACGUCCCAGUGGAGACACGUCCCAGUGGAGACACGUCCUAUAACGAGGAGCCGCUGCGGCUGCAGAAGUGGUACACCGCCACAGCGGAGCGCGACAAGAAGAAGAUGGUCAGGGAGCUCAUGCAGAUAGUGCUCGCCCGCAAACCAAAAAUGUGCAGCUUUCUAGAAUGGAGGGACCUCAAGAUUGUCUAUAAAAGGUACGCUAGCCUGUAUUUCUGUUGUGCAAUUGAAGAGCAGGACAAUGAGCUGAUCACACUGGAAGUCAUCCACCGCUUCGUGGAGCUUCUGGAUAAGUACUUUGGCAGCGUGUGUGAGCUCGACAUCAUCUUUAACUUUGAGAAGGCAUACUUCAUUCUAGAUGAGUUCCUGAUGGGAGGAGAGAUCCAGGAUACGUCUAAGAAGAGCGUCCUCAAAGCUAUCGAACAGGCCGACCUACUGCAGGAGGAGGACGAGUCACCCAGGAGUGUGUUGGAGGAGAUGGGCUUGGCGUAGUACACAGCAGAGUUGUGAGAGACUACAGAUACUAAGGCUGAGGGCUGGAUGAGAAGUGGGGAGGGGGGGUCAAUGUUGGAUGGAACAGGCUUGGACUGACGGUGUUUGGGUCUCUGGUUCUGGGGCCGACAUUCGGUGUUUCACUGGAAGAGACUCGGUUAAGAACGGAAGACAUUUUCACUGACAGGCCUUUCAGCUGUGUGUGUGUGUGUGUGUUUGUGUGUGUGUGUGUGUGUUUGUGUGUGUGAUCUGAGCGUGGGCUUGAGGACAUGGGAUUUUAACUUGUGUGUGGCAGCAGGGGGGGUUAUGUGGUCAGAUUUGAAAGGGCUGAGAUUGAGUCCACUUUAUCAGAGAGUUAGAAUAAGAAUCUGCAAUCGAUACUGUCGUUAAAUCGCAGCGAGGCAGCGCCAAUGAAAAAAGAAGUAAACAGUCAGGUACUGAAUGUGGUACAGCGCAGGAUUUGGGUAAAACACAAUAAGUGAGCGUCACUUAAAUGAUCAUUCUGAUGGUAUUUUUAUAUAUUUUGUAUUUUCAACUACUCAUGAAAAGACAAAACAAAAAAAUGUGUUGGUCCAUCUCGCAAUACUUUCUGGCGUAUAUAUGCUGUCUGGGACACUCAACUUAAAAUCCAAUGGUUCCUACUAAAGACAUCACAUUUUAAGAAAAGCUUACAGAUGUAUAGUUUCAUAAAUAAAUAAAAUGCUGGCUACUAUAGUUUUUAACAGACACUCAAACAGGAGAUUUACUUAAUUUAUUUAGUGCAACCAAGUAAAAACAAAUAUGUUUUACAGUACAGUAAAAUAUCAUAAACUCUUUAUAUAAACUCAUUCAUAAACAUACAUCCUGUAGGUACAGUAAGGAGAACGUAACAGUUAUACCAGGAGUGAAUAAUGCAUCUAUUGGGGACUAUUUUCAGCUACGGAUUUAUCCACCUUUUCAGCGCUGGUGUUUAUUCCUUCAGUGAAAAUUAGCCCACUUUGUUUUUAAUAGUUUGAAGACAACGAUGCACAUCUAUGGUGCAAAGGAAUUCAUAUAUCUCGCUUUUAGAUGCAUACAAAACACUAAGAUAUAUUUAUUGGUGAUUUAGGUUUGCACACGACAUUGGAGUAUAAAAUAAAUAUGAAAUUCCGCCUGACCUUUUUAAAGUAAAAUUCUGUGUUUAUACAAUACUGCUUUCAUAGCGUUUGUCGUUAUUCCUAUUGGUAUGUGCGUUAUCAAAUAUAAUACGGAAAUAACACACAAGGAUGUCUGUUCCUCCACCGAUCUAUUUUAGGACACGGGAGAGCCAUCCUCACAUUUCCAGUCAUGCAACAACAGUGACUCUCUUUAAGACUGUCUGUAGUUCAAAGGUCACUCGAGAGUCCAUCCUUCAAGUCACGUCAUCAUAACCAGGAGGACCGAUGGUCAUAAGACGACAGAGUUGGUAAGAAAACAGAAAUGUAGUUUGUUUUCUGACUCCACUCUGUAAAUAUGAUCAGUUAUUUAAACUACACUUAAAGAAGUUCCUUCGAACUUUCUCAAAAAGGCAGGUUUGCAUAGUUAAGAAUUCUUACCUAACACAACAGGCCCAGGGUGACACACUGCAUUGUGGGUUGUUAAUAAUGAACCAAAGACAUUUGAGAUGUUCAUCGCAGCCUAGAAUAACUUGUUUAUCAGCCAUGCAUAUGUACUGAGUGGACUGAUGCACCAGACCAGAUGGAAAUGUCAAGUCUGUCUUAUGCAAUUCAACAAAGUGCAGCGGAGAAUCACAUCCCACUUAGUUUUAAUAAAGAAAGCAAAAGUAACCACUGAGAUGGAAGGAAACAUUCAGCAUUGAGUUGGAAUCAUUGUUCUGCUGGUACUAGUUCCAAGGCAUGAGUAUCAAUCGAGUUUUAGAGAAGUAUAUCAUACAUAUUGAAUGUGUGGUUGAUGCCGUGGAUCACUUGGUAAUGUUAUUUAAGAUGAGUAACCGCUGCUUCUGAGAAACUUCUCAUUUGACUUCAACAAUCGUGUGCCUAAAACCUUUUUGGAAUUCUUUAUUUAGUGGUGUAACAGUUCACCGGAGCUGUGGUUUUGUUUUUUGGUCCAUAGUUAAAGAAAAAAACUGGAUCCUUUAUCAAGUGGAAAGAUGUUUUUUCAUAUCAAUUUGCCUCGACAGGAUUUGUGCAGAUUGGCUCGGUUUCAGACAAAUGAUUUAGUGUCGUUGCAGCAAUACGUUAUGCGCUCUGACGCUAGACUAUUACUAAUCAAAUGAACUAUUGAUCUGAGAUGAAAGGAAUGUAAACCGAGAGAUUUACUUUUGAAUAUUAAGGAAAAUAAUCUGUUACUUCGAUUUGAAUUGCCAAGGCACAAUAUUCUGGUGAUCUGAAACAUGCAACUGACUCGGAGCUCUACUCCCCCAAUAACACAAAGAGUGUAUACUUAAACUGUUACACUACGUAUAUCGGCUUAAACAGUGUAUAGUGUGAUCUUAUGUUAUGCAUGACAUGUUUACUUCAUAACAAGAAGUGGACAGGGAACUGGAUGUUAGCCGUAUAAACUUCUUUGCAAUCAGAUUCUUUGUAGAAAAGAGUUGAUUCACGAAUGAUUGAAAGAUAACCAUUUCCACUCAGACUUCAGCUUUUUGAAAUGAAUAUAUCUGGAAUAAGUCUUAGUGACCAUGCAGUAGGGUUCCUCUUUCAGUAGACCACUUUGAACAUUAUUUAUACUGUGACGCUGUAAGCUUUCAGAAGAAAUAGAGCCGGGUGAUAGGCUAUCUUUAGAAAGAUGUGUGAUUAAUCAUUAGAUAUUUUUGGAAAAUAAUUCAUAAGCUGUAUCAAAAUAUUAAAUCCAGAUUUCAGUGGUUGCCGCUUGCUAACGUUUAGUUUGAUUUUUCAAUACUAUGUAAUCCUACAGAGGGAAUCUUCCUUUUAUUGCCCCAAAAUAUAUGCAUGUUUUUCAUUAUACAGGGAUUCAUUUAUAUAACGUCCUCUCAGGAGUUCUGGACAAACCACCUCUAAUUGGAGAAUUCAUUUUCUUAGUUUAGUGCUCUUUUGUGAACUGGUUUAACCUGAUCUGUUUAUUUGUACAGAAAGAAUAAGUAAAUAGUGUACUGCAACACAAUGUCCUCACAUGACGUUUGUGCGAGCGUUUCUCCUGGACAGGGUGGAGGUCAGGCUGCAGCCCUGUUGUCUGUACACAGCAAGGACUAAUCCUUUGUUUUCCUCCGCUGAACUCUGAAUGUUGGUGCGUUUUUUAAGAGUAAGGGCUCACUGUGUGAUCUGAUUGUUUUCUGUUGGCAUGUAGUGGAACAAAUGCAUCAAAAGGGCACAUGGGGAGGAGGUCAAACAUGCUGAACUUCUGCAAGACAGAGAGAUUGUCUCAAAUGUAUGUACAGCAUGGGUAGCAGAAUAUUUGACUUGUAUUCAAUUAUCUGACUCAUUUUAAAGGGGACAUAUAAUACAAAAAAAUCAUGUUUAUUAUGUAUUUGGGUUUCUAUUAGACCAUGUUUACAUGCUUUAAUGUGAAAAAGACACAUACUUUUUCUCAUACUCUGUCUGAAUAUACUUGUAUUCACCAUCUGUCUUAAAACACGCCGUUUCAGCGCCUGUCUCUUUAAGACCACAUCCCUAAAAAGUCUGCUUUAAUUGGUUUAGGAGAAAAACAAGAUGACUUGUGGAUUCCCAUGUUUCCUCACCACCGUUUCUCAUCAAAGGCCACCUUUAACACUUGCCUUGUAAUUUAAAUAAAAGAAUGGAAUUAUGGCCCUAAAGUUUUAAGUGUUAGCACUAUUUGUUGUCCGAUCAUGUCUUAAAGCCUGUUGCUAGCUCUACUGAAUGUCCACACUGUACGGCUGCUGUCACACUGCCUGCCUCUGGUUUCUCUUGGGUAUCUUUGUAGUCAUGAUGCAAUAACAGCUCGUAAUGGUGAUGCACGAGUAAUGCUCAACCGCGCCUCCUCAACUCCAAACUUGGCUCAUUGCUGCAUGACGUGGCAGUGCUUUGUUACUCUGUGUGAUUUUGCCUUUUAGAAAGUUCUGUAAAGCCUUUUUCUGAAGCUUCAUUAUCCAUCCUCACGUUCUUUUGUACGUUUGAGCAUAUUGCUCUUCCUAAGAUGUCAUCUUUGACCUCUGCUUUCCCUCCAUUUUGAAAAGUGUGUUUCAUAAUGUUUUUCCAUCUCCAUUGUGUGAAAUUCUACUUAAUUACCCAGUUUGAUCUUUGCCUUUAUCAUAUGCUCAAUCGAUUUGGUGAUUUCCUUGUUCAUUCAUGUGAAAGACAAUAAGCUUUUGAUUUGAAAUGUCUAAGGUUUUCUGGGGAGGAGGAGAAGAGGACGGUGUGUGGCUUAAAGAACUGUUGUAGGAUAGCAGAAACGCACAAAUCUGUGACGCAGGCAAAGGCUAAAGGGACUCGGUGUGUGAAUGUCAUUUUAUAAAGAAAUAAAACAUUUUAAGCGAAAUA